Molecule: messenger RNA, 495 nt
Organism: Diatraea saccharalis (sugarcane borer)
Lineage: Eukaryota; Metazoa; Arthropoda; Insecta; Lepidoptera; Crambidae
Source: the annotation of a GenBank genome assembly
UGAGUAAGUCAGAAACGUAUAUUAGCAGUAACAUAGCCACAAGUCGUAUAAAUUAUUCCGUUUUGAUAACCGGUUGUCACAACAGAAUAGACUGUAGCUCCGCAACGACAUGAAGUUGGUUAGUGUUGUUUUGCUUGUUUGCGCAAUCGCAAUGGCGGCCGCCGCUCCAUCCAAUUCGCGCGAGUACGAUCUGAAUGACGCACCCGUAUUAUUCGAACAGUUCAUCAAAGACUACGAGAGAGUGUAUAAAGAUGACGAAGACAGAAAACAGCACUAUGAAGCGUUUGUCAAAAGUCUUCACACUAUAAACGAGUCGAACAGAAUGAAUCCUUCGGCAACUUAUGGGAUCAAUAAAUUCGCCGAUUACACAGAUGAGGAGAAAAAGAAUAUGUUCGCUCCAACAAAUAAAUAGAAACAAAUGACAAAGUUUGAUAAUGAAAACAAUAACACAUUAUUGCAUUCAUUCCAAUCCGCAUUAUAAAUUAUUUACAAACU